CCGUGAGCAAUACAUCUCGCGCAUUCCACAAUUUUAAUAUUUCCCAAACGAUACGGUGAAAGUCCAGCUCCGCGGGGUCAAAAGGUCUAAAAAUUGAGACGUGGCGGUCGGCACACGUGGAGAAAAUCCACAUACCUGUGUGCGUAGACCCACAGAGCUUUAAGUUCCAGUUCCAGAGCUCGCCGGAUUGACCGAUGUGGCUCUGGGAGUAUAUUAUGCUAAUCAGACAUCGACGGGAGGUGCGGCGCAAUGUCAGAGUUCCCCUGGUCUACCUGGGCACAGGUGCUGCUGGUUUCUGCGCCCUCUAUCUCAUCUUCGGCUAUGGCGCCCAACUGCUGUGCAACAUCAUUGGAGUGCUGUACCCCGCCUACAUCUCCAUCCAUGCCAUCGAGUCCAGCUCGAAGCAGGACGACACUAAGUGGCUGAUUUACUGGGUCACCUUCGGCAUCUUCACGGUCAUUGAGUUCUUCUCUGGCCUGCUGACUUCGGUGAUUCCCUUCUACUGGCUGCUGAAGUGUGCUUUCCUCAUCUGGUGCAUGCUGCCCACGGAACAGAACGGUUCCACCAUUAUCUACGCCAAGCUGGUGCGACCCUACUUCCUGAAACAUCACGAAUCUGUCGACAGGAUCAUCGACGAUGGCAUGAAGAAGGCCGCUGGAGUGCUGAAGCACGACUAGGAUGCCGAUGUGCCGUAGCUUUGCCCGCUGCUCGCUUACCCAUGCAUUUGGUUUAGGGCCCGGUCACCAACCUCACCUCGUAUUGGUUACGUUUUGCAAUAAAUUUUAAAUCUGUA
Drosophila subpulchrella is the source of this 793-nucleotide messenger RNA. It is a transcript of the gene ReepB, whose product is annotated as receptor expression-enhancing protein 5. Bases 195 to 677 code for a protein of 160 amino acids. NCBI's taxonomy places the organism in Eukaryota, Metazoa, Arthropoda, Insecta, Diptera, Drosophilidae. The transcript is spliced from 4 exons. The record is from RefSeq and is a predicted model, not a curated record.